This is a messenger RNA of Pecten maximus, 759 nucleotides long. RefSeq names its product kinesin-like protein KIF18A. The transcript is spliced from 3 exons. The annotation marks the transcript as partial. Gene Ontology annotation, molecular function: microtubule binding; microtubule motor activity; ATP binding. NCBI's taxonomy places the organism in Eukaryota, Metazoa, Mollusca, Bivalvia, Pectinida, Pectinidae. Gene Ontology annotation, biological process: microtubule-based movement. The record is from RefSeq and is a predicted model, not a curated record.
CUGUAUUAACACUUCCGGAAAAUGGACCAAUCGAAAUCUUUGUUAGGGAGAAGUGGGUAUUUUGAAAAUGUCAGAAAGCAAAGACGAAGCUACAAGUAAACAAACGCCAAACGAAGUACUUUAACAGAUUAAAUGUGAUGAAAUGAAAAAACCCUUUUAUGACGUAGUUUGAAUGUUGUUUUGUUAAUGAAUGACACCAUGACACUGGGACAAAGGAAACGUGUACCAAGUUAUGCAGAAGUGGUGGCGACGCCCCCUCGCAAAUCAACAGAUUUACCUGAAUCUUCAGGGGCCAGUAAUAGUAAGGUCAAGGUCGUGGUAAGAAUCCGACCAGAGAAUGCAGCAGAAGGGGGAAGUAAUUCCCGUGUAGUGGUUAAGGCUAUGAAUGAAAAUGUAUUAGUAUUUGACCCAAAAGAACAAUCGUCGCCUGGAUAUGGCUACCGGAACCGACAUCGUCGGAGAGAUAUCCGAAAGAAGCAGUGUAAGGAUUUGAAAUUUGCCUUUGACCAUGUUUUUGACCAGAAUUCGGCAAAUCACAAUGUGUACGAAGAAUCAACCAAACAAAUUCUGGAUGGGCUGUUGGAAGGCUACAACUGUUCAGUGUUUGCCUAUGGAGCCACUGGUGCCGGUAAAACUCACACCAUGUUGGGUAACCCACAACAGCCUGGCGUCAUAUACCUCACUAUGAUGGACUUGUACACACGGAUAGCUGCCAUUCAGGAUGAGAAAAUCUGUGAUGUGGCUGUGUCCUAUCUUGAG